AUGGCGUCUCUUUCAGCUCUUCCACCGGAAUUGGCUUCCCAGGUCUUCCAACUCCUCGAAGCCGGGGACAUAAUCAGCCUCAGUGUUACUUGCAAAUAUUGGCGAGCUCAAUUAGCGCCAGACAUCUUCCGGGCAAUUCGCCUCACCAACGAUGAGAGAGUUGCGCGGUCCGUUCUGAGCGCCGUCGAGGCUCACGGCCAGUACACAACUAGCAUCGAGUUCAAAUCUCGUUGCGGCCUCAAUGCUGAGUUGAUGCCGCCCGCCCUCCCGCCAGCCGCAGUCAAAGUCUUGCAAGGCCAUCUCACUCCGAAUUUAAAGACUGUCAGUAUCAACUUUGAUUAUGAUUAUGGCAGUGAUGAAGCAUGGGAUACCUUGGAGGGGGGCUCAAUAUAUGUAUUCCGAGACGCGGAAACCGAAGAAUACAUUCGAGAGAGGGAAGAGGCAUGGCAGUGGCGGGCUCUUAUGAAUGAGACUUGGCGGGCGCUGGCAGCCAAUAUGCAUGUGAGAGAGCUUAUCAUCGACAACUUUGUUACCAAAUGGACGUCUGCUUUCCGCACACAAGAGUUCCGUCAAUUUCUCUCCCGGCUUGAGUCUGCAAGCUUCGACUUCCUCGGCCUUGAUAACGGCGCGGGGUGGAGGACUAAUACAAUGGGGGGAUAUCUAGAGUUCAUUUCUGAGCUGGAUUCCUCUUUUUUCCACCACAUGACGGGACUGAAACACCUCACAAUCAUUGCCUCUGAUCCCAUCGGCCUCGAAGGGCAUAACCACACUCCGCUUGCGCUCAACCCGGGAGAUCUUCCACUGCUGGAAUCGCUCAAGAUAAGACGUUGUUUCGUCGGCCCGGAGUUGGUUUCAUUCAUAGAGGAACACGCUCAAGUUCUCAAGUCCCUCGAUGUCAAGGAUUGUGUCAGUGGGUUUAGCACUAACCCGGCAGACUUUGACUCGGCGGACGAUGGCAUAACGUGGGCCGAGUUUUUUGAUGCAGUCUAUGAGGCGGAGCCCGCGCUUACCGACUUGAAUGCUGGAUUUGGCUAUCUCCGGAAUGAAGACGAACUCGAGCCCGACUACCGGUUUGAGGACGAGCCUGAAAACUUCCAGGAGAUUCGCCGGAAGCUCAAGGCCGACCCAAGCUUGCGGUGGCUGGUAUACGGGUACAUAGACGACAAGUAUGGCUGGCUCUGCCUACAUGACGAGGCAAAUGACGAGCAGUUUGGAAGGGGCAAGGACCAGAUGGCUUUUAAUCGACUCAUGGGCCUUGUGAUUGAGAACGCUGCAAAGGCAAAGCAUUCACUUUAG
Molecule: messenger RNA, 1296 nt
Organism: Trichoderma atroviride IMI 206040
Lineage: Eukaryota; Fungi; Ascomycota; Sordariomycetes; Hypocreales; Hypocreaceae
Molecular function (GO): protein binding
Source: RefSeq, a predicted model, not a curated record